AUGUAUCUGUCCACAGUCUCGCUCAUCUUGGCACUUUCUGCCACUGGAGCCCUUGCCGGCCUGCAUAACGACGCUCUUUGUGUCACCGGCCGAACACGUUCCCCUGUUGGCGGCACCCCCUUCAGUCCUAGCUACACCUGGGCCAAGGACUACGAAAUCCACAAGGAAGCCACCGAGUGUGCUUGCAGACUCUACAGGGCUCGCAAUACUGGAAAUAAGCAGUGGGAUAGGUGCCCCGAUUGCUUUUACAGCCCGAUUCAACUCACCUGCCACUCUGACGGUUGGCAUAUUGGUGGCGAUGAGGCCCUUGCUCUUGUGCGGAAUCAUAAUGUUGACCCCACUCCCUUCCGCGAGCCCAGCUUCAGUAUGUCCGUCAAUUGUCUUGGUCUCGUAACCGUGCAGCCCAGUCUUAUGUAUCAGAGCGGCCAUGUUCCCGGACACGAGAUCGGCCUGCGUCAUUACCGUCCUGCCCAUCCGCGGACUCUUGGUCUCCGAGAUGUCUCUGAGGACGAAGAUGCUUGGACGGGCCCCGUCAUCAGGUUGGAGCCUUGGCUUCACAAGGACUUGGCCUGUCUUGUUGAACAGGAGGGAGGUAACAAACUACGAGAGGAAGUCCGUGUUUGGGAUGGCGCCCGUUCACUGGGUCUAUGUCGAUUCGUUUUCACCAAUGCAACCAACGCAUGA
Messenger RNA from Colletotrichum higginsianum IMI 349063, 684 nucleotides. RefSeq lists its product as uncharacterized. The transcript is spliced from 4 exons. Bases 1 to 684 code for a protein of 227 amino acids. Lineage: Eukaryota; Fungi; Ascomycota; Sordariomycetes; Glomerellales; Glomerellaceae. The record is from RefSeq and is a predicted model, not a curated record.